Sphenostylis stenocarpa is the source of this 576-nucleotide messenger RNA. The record is from the annotation of a GenBank genome assembly. Lineage: Eukaryota; Viridiplantae; Streptophyta; Magnoliopsida; Fabales; Fabaceae.
AUGGCCGAUAAUAAUGUCAACCUCCCACCCGGCUUUCACUUUUAUCCCACAGAUGAAGAGCUUGUCGUCCAUUUCCUUCAAAGAAAGGCAAAUCUUCUACCCUGCCAUCCAGAUGUCAUUCCUGAUCUUGAACUCUACCCAUAUGAUCCUUGGGAACUUCAUGGUAGAGCUUUGGCAGAGGGAAAGCAAUGGUACUACUACAGCAGGAGGACACAAAAUAGGGUCACUGGCAAUGGUUAUUGGAUGCCAAUGGGAAUGGAAGAGCCAGUGAUUACAAGCUCAAGCAACAAGAGAGUUGGCAUGAAGAAAUAUUAUGUGUUCCAUGUGGGAGAAGCCCCUGAUGGUAACAUCACCAAUUGGAUAAUGCAAGAGUAUCGUCUAUUAGAUUCUGCUUCCUCUAGCAGAUCAUCCAGAAGAAGAUCACAACCAAAACCGGACCAUAGUAAAUGGGUGAUAUGUCGAGUUUAUGAGCGGGAUAACGAUGAUGAUGAUGAUGGUGAUGGAACAGAGCUCUCUUGUUUGGAUGAAGUUUUCUUGUCAUUGGAUGAUCUUGAGGAAAUAAGUUUGCCAAAUUAG